CAACCUGCAAACAUCCAUCCACCAGCCACCACCACCAACUACUAAAUUCCACAACGCUAUCGCAAACUUCACAGACCUCGCUCCCGCUCAUCCGCAUCUGUUCGCUCGCAGAGAGUAUCUUAACAACAAGAUGAAGCCCGUCGUAGGAGUAAUGCAAGCUUGGUCUUGGUUCGUGCCCUUGAUCACUGCCUAGUGUUCUACCUAUUUCAAUCUCUAACUAUUGCGCAGUAUUGUCAUCUCCGUAUUUGCCAUUAUCAUCCUCUCCAUCAUCGGUGCUCUUUUCAAGAGUAACAAUCACGCACUUUUGGGGGGAAAAGAAGAUCCUGAAGACGGGGCUGCGGUUGCCGCUACCGUUUUCGGUGCUGUAGUUGUUUAUGCGGUAGGUUUGAAGAGAUAUUUCGAUGAUUCCGGAUUCGAUGGUCAUUUAUCAUUUUGUUCCACUCUUUUUGUCAAGCUAAUUUGUAUGCCGAUCGAUAGGUUUUCAUUGUCGGCUGUGGUUUCCAAGCUUUCCUACAUUUCCGCGACAAUCGAAGAGGAGCUAUCUCUCUUUCUUGAUAGGCGACUUGUGACCAUCGAAGGUAUAUAUGAGACAGGCAUAGAAUUUUGGGAUUGUUGAAAUGGCGUAUGGUGUUCGUUAGUCUGGAGCAUUUGAUCGAUGGAGCGUGUAUGGAGGAGUGGCAUGAAAUGGAAUGAUAAUACUGGUUAUUGAUACAAUGAACUACCUAUGGAGGACUUGGGCAAGGAUAUAUCAUGGCAACCCAAGGAUGCUCCUGGAUUACAUUUAUAUUGUUCUGUGUCCGGUUGGCAUGAAGCCUUGCGACUGCAAUAAAGGCCAUUGUUUUCACAGUUCUCGGCAUCUUCUUGAGACGCACAGGUUUGAAAUGGAAGGCAAUAUUCUUUGUUAUAGUUGCGAGAAAUUUCAUGUCUUCAUCAGGGUAUAUUGAUGUUCCUUUGGCUGUCCUCUUUUUAAGACUUUUGCUCUGUUGUCGCCACCAUCUUGUCGGCGCUAUCGAACCGCUAUUGAUAUUUCUUCAGAGUAUUUAGUUACACUCUUGCUAUCAUCAUAGAAUAUCAA
Sclerotinia trifoliorum is the source of this 1075-nucleotide messenger RNA. NCBI's taxonomy places the organism in Eukaryota, Fungi, Ascomycota, Leotiomycetes, Helotiales, Sclerotiniaceae. The record is from the annotation of a GenBank genome assembly.